Molecule: messenger RNA, 1173 nt
Organism: Penicillium verhagenii
Lineage: Eukaryota; Fungi; Ascomycota; Eurotiomycetes; Eurotiales; Aspergillaceae
Exons: 4
Coding region: 1-1173 (390 amino acids)
Source: RefSeq, a predicted model, not a curated record
AUGUCAGGUCUUGGUGGUGAUUUUGCCGUGCGCUUUGCACGAGAGACAUGGGCUCUAUAUGCCGUCGGUGUCCUGGGCGCUGUACUUCGAUACACUGCCCGUGUAAGGCGAUUAGGUCUCCGCGGUCUCCAGGCCGAUGAUUAUCUCAUGUUAAAUGCUGUGCUCUGGUAUACUAUUCUAUGUGUCGCCUUAAAUCAAGUGGCAUCAGGCGGAGGUUCGAAUUUGAUGACCGAUGAGGAAAAAGCACACAUCACCCCCGCCAUUCACGCCGAACGAGAAAAGGGCAGCAAAUGGGUGUUUGUCUCCGAGCAUGCUUUCAUUCUCUGUGUUUGGAGUUUGAAGGCAUGCAUGUUGGUGAUUUAUGCUCGUAUCACGGAGGGAUUGAAACAGCGCAAAUGGAUCAACUGGAUCGCCAUCUACGUUGUGGUUGGAUUUGUUGGUACCGAACUUUCUCUCUUCUUGAUAUGUCGCCCAUUAUCAGCCUACUGGGCGGUUCCUACGUCAAAUUAUCAAUGCUCAUCCUACCAAUACUACGAAAUUGUCCAAGGAUGUCUCUCCAUCUCAGCAGAUAUCUUCAUGUUGCUCGUUGCCAUUCCGAUGAUGGUCCAGGUGCGCGUUCCACUGAAGCAAAAAAUGAUCCUGGUCAUUCUAUUCGGAAUGGGUAUUUUCGUCAUCGUUUCCGCCAUCUUGAACAAGAUCUACUGCUUGGUCCCAUCGCUCAUUUCCUACGUCUACAUGAACUGGUACUUCCGUGAAGCCACCGUGGCGAUCCUGGUGACGAACUUGCCACUUGUUUGGUCGCUCCUCCGCGACGUCUUCCCCGCCCUGAAGAGCUGGACUGGAGGAUCGAAGAGAGGCACCGAUCGGUACAAGUCCCAACCGUGGACCAACAGCAAGAAUUCUCGACCCUAUGGGCCUCAGAGCCAGCUCCGCUCUGGAGAUUUUAAUAUGCAAGAUUUCCACACGGCAUCGGUCACCCCGACGAAGAGUGGCCCCGCUGUCUCCGAUAUCAGCUUAGAAGCCAGCGAUGACCGGGAUAUGAGCAGUGAUGAUGGGUCUGCGCGCGCUUUGCGGAUCCGGCAAGAUAUUACUGUCACGGUGGAACAUGAUUCCAGACCACCGAACUACGAGUCGAAUAACUCCCACGUCACCCGUGGGCACGAGUCUGUCUAA